UACACAUCUGUUAUGUUAAUUUUCCGAUUAUUUUAGAAGCUUCGGUUACAUAAAUAAUUAUUUUACGCGUAGAUUCAUUUAUUUAUCUAUUUUUGACGGACACAAUAAUUAUCUCCUUCUCUUUCGACCUCUCUCUAUCUUAGCCAUGGCGAAUCUUACCUUAGAGCUCAACAUCUACUCUGCAAAAGAUCUUGAAAAUGUCAACCUUAUCACCAAAAUGGAUGUAUACGCCGUCGUUUGGAUCACCGGCGAUGAUUCUCAGAAGAUUCAUAAGGAGAAAACCCCUAUCGAUCGCACCGGAGAAUCUGAGCCUACUUGGAAUCACACCGUCAAAUUUUCCGUUGAUCAAAAGUUAGCUCACGAAGGCCGUUUGACCCUCGUCGUAAAAUUGGUCUGCGAUCGGAUCUUCGGUGAUAAAGAUCUCGGAGAAGUCCAAGUUCCGGUUCUUGGGCUUCUUCAUGGUUCUUCCUCGCCGUCAAUUAACGGUAACGGUCAGGGGAAGAUGAGAUUUGUGACGUAUCAGGUGAAAACUCCGUUUGGGAAAGGUCAAGGCUCGUUGACUUUUUCGUACCGGUUCGAUACGCCGUCGUUUAAACCGGAUUUACUGGCAUCGUCACCACCGGUUUACUCGAAUCCGAUGGAUAUACCGUCUGAUUACUCGUCGACGACGACGAAUUAUCCUCCGCCAUCGUCUGAAGCAAGUUUCUAUCCACCACUAUCGUCUAUUGGAUAUCCUCCGUCGUCUCCGCCGCAAGAUUAUUCCGCACCGCCGUACCCGUACCCGAACCCGAAUCCGUACCAGUACGAUUCUCAUUACCCGGAACAGCCAGCCACCGUUUAUCCACCUCCGUCACCCUCUGCCUCGAAUUUAUAUCCUCCGCCGUAUUACAGUACUUCUCCGACGCAUCAUCAAUCCUAUCCGCCGCCUCCUGGUCAUUCAUACCACCAAACGCAACCGUCACAGUCGUUUCACGGGUUCGCGCCUUCGUCUCCGCAGAAUCAGCACGGGUAUGUUUAUCCGCCGACGACGUCACCGGGAUAUGGAUACGGCUGUCCGACGACGCAAGCGCCCCCGAAGAAUAAUAAAACAGGGCUUGGGCUUGGAAUGGGAGCUGGGCUUUUGGGAGGAGCAUUGGGUGGGCUAUUAAUCGGUGAUAUAGUAUCCGACAUUGGCUUUGAUUUUUAAUAUUUUUUAUAACUUGUAAGAAUUAAGAAACUCCUUUUUCCUGC
This is a messenger RNA of Arabidopsis arenosa, 1230 nucleotides long. The record is from the annotation of a GenBank genome assembly. NCBI's taxonomy places the organism in Eukaryota, Viridiplantae, Streptophyta, Magnoliopsida, Brassicales, Brassicaceae.